Molecule: messenger RNA, 1754 nt
Organism: Rubroshorea leprosula
Lineage: Eukaryota; Viridiplantae; Streptophyta; Magnoliopsida; Malvales; Dipterocarpaceae
Source: the annotation of a GenBank genome assembly
AGCAACAACAGGUAGUUAAAGCCCAGAAAAGACUUUAAAACGACGUCGCUUGUAUUGUUCCAACGUCAAUGGGUGCAUUGGGAGUAAUGCUGCUUCCGCUUCAUCAGAUGAAAUUCGGCAAAAGGUGCAGAUCACCCCCUAAACUCACCAACUGGUGGCAAAUCACCCCCUCAACCCCAACUGGUGGCAAAUCAACCCCUCAACUCACAUGCAGUGGCAAAUCAGCCCCUUUCUUAACCCUUCCGUUAACACUUAAUGGAGGAAACAACUUGCCCUCAGCGGGUGACUUUCGGUCGGAUGUCAAAGACGCUACCAUUGAAAUAAUCCAGUAUUUGUAUCUCCACGAUUCCCCGUUCACCAUCAAUAUCUACCCUUUCCUCAGUCUCCAUGGAAACAAUCAUUUCCCUAUUGAGUUUGCUUUCUUUGAUGGUGAAAGCACACGGGUUAAGGACAGUGACCGGAUUUACACGAACGUGUUCGACGCGAACCUGGAUACUCUGGUUUCAGCCCUGGACAAAAACGGAUUCUCCAAUAUGACGAUUAUCAUCGGAGAAGUUGGUUGGCAAACAGAUGGAGACAAAAACGCGAACACCCAGAAUGCAAGGAGAUUCAACCAGGGUUUGCUCGAACAUGCUAUGAGCGAGAACGGAACCCCAGCUCGGGGUGGCCCAAUUAAUGUCUACCUCUUUAGCCUAAUCGACGAGAACGCCAAGGACAUUAAUGCCGGAACCUUCGAGAGGUAUUGGGGAAUCUUCGAGUUCGACAGAAAACCCAAAUACGAACUGGAUUUAACGGGAAAGAACGGAAACAAAGGUCUAGCUGCAGUGGAGGGGGUAAGCAUCCACCUCAGCAAAAAGAAGGCCACGUCAAACACAGAGGAAGGGCUGAUGAGCGGACCGUUAAGUGUUAACGGAAGGGUUAAGAGAGGGGCUGAUUUGCCACUGCAGUUCGAUCCAUCAUCAUCUCCUUUACUCCGCACGAAGCAGGAAGGGAAGAACAGAGCAGAAAAAAGGGCGAUGGUGAGAGUGGCGACAUACUUCGCAAUGACACUGGGUGCCUUCAUUUUCUGGCAAUCCAUGGAGAAAGUCCAUGUUUGGAUCGCUCUUCAUCAAGACGAAAAGACAGAAAGAUUGGAGAAGGAAGCGGAGAUCAAGAGAGUCAGGGAAGAGCUGCUUCGACAAGCCAGAGAGAAUGAUAAACUUGCUUGAUCUUUCGUUGCUGGAGGCUUUCUGUAUCUUGAAUUGUUUUAAAUUUAGACUUUUAUGGGAAUGCGGAAAGCAUAAAAUCACGUAUGAGAAGAUAACCAUGAGUGCCAUGGGCAAAAUUGUUGUUUCCUUCUGCUUUUAUUAAAUGCAAUUUAGCAUCAUCUUUUAUAAGAUAAUGGAAUUUACUGCUUAUUCUGUUUGUAGUUUGUAUCCUAUGUGUGCAUCUUUUAGUGACAUUUGAGUUUGUUCUACAUGAUCAAGAAAAUUAAUUUGAAGAUCUGCCCUUGGAUGAGAAGAAAUGAUACAUGGUAUGCUGUACUGGACUUUUUUAGAUGUGCUAUCACCUUGCUUCUCUUUAUAAGAUAAUAAGCAAGUCCUUAUCUAGACUAAGUUGUUCCAUUUCUCCAGCUGUUGUUUUCUGUCUACUAUCAAGCUGGGAGAAGAAAUGCUUGUAUUGUUCUGGAUAUUGUCAAACUAACCCCAAUUCAUAUAUUUGUUUAAACCUGGAAAAUAAGAUUCACCAAUUGCACAUAAAUUUCAGUUAACAUU